GGACGAGACAAUGCCCAAAAUCCUCUGCCUCCACGGGCACGGCACCAGCGGCUCAAUCUUCAAAUCCCAAACCGGUACCCUCCAUCACACCAUCCCCCCAGCACAUCUCAAUCUAACCAACUCCCAACAGCAGCAUUCCGCUCCAAACUCCCCCCUUCCUACACCUUCGACUUCGUCUCCGCCCCGCACCCCAGCGCCCCGGCCCCGGGCAUAAAAGCCAUCUACAGCGAUUCCCCAACAUACACAUGGUACCGCGAGCCCACGCCCGCCGGGCUGCGAGAGGCACAUAACUGGGUCCGAGAAUACGUGAAGAGGAAUGGACCGUAUGAUGCAGUUAUGGGGUUCUCGCAGGGCUGUUCGCUUGUUGCGACGAUGGCGCUUUAUUACGCUUUUGAUGGCCAUGACGACCAGGAUGGGGAGGGAUUCCCCUUCCGUGCAGCGGUGUUUAUAUGUGGCGGGGUGCCGCUCUAUGCACUCAGGGAUAUGGGCCUGGAUAUAUCCGACCGCGCGGAGGAAAUCAAUAAAGAAACGGGGGUAUUGCUAAACGGUACAGCGGGGAAGCUGAGUACAUUUGCCGCGGACACGACGCUGGUAAAGCGCGGGGUUGGACUAUGGGAUGGGAAUGGGGAUGCUCUUAUCCAUGACCCGGACCCCGGGAAUCGGCCGGGGAGGGAGGAUGUCUUUGGGCUUGAUUUUACGGGGUUUCCUGACUGGGCGAGGAUUGGGAUACCUACUGUGCAUGUUUAUGGGUGUAAGGAUCCGAGAUGGCCUGCCGGGAUUCAGUUGGCGGAGUUUUGCCCCGAUCGGGUGGAGUUUGACCAUGGGGGUGGACAUGAUAUUCCACGGUUGUCGGGGGUUUCGGAGAGGAUUGCGGAGUUAAAUUAUACAGAUCCCGAGCUACGUGAAGAGGUCAAGAACGAAGUCCAACAGGGCGACAAAGGUGGAAAGCCGGGUCAGUGGUCUGCACGAAAGGCGCAACUUACGGCCUCGGAGUACAAGGCCCGCGGGGGUGACUAUACUACAUCAAAAGAGGAGAAGAGGCCGGAGCAGCAGAAUCUUGAUAAGUGGACUGGUGAGGAGUGGCAAACCAAAGAAGGCUCUGGAACGGCAAGACAGGACGAUGGAACUCGCAAGCGGUAUUUGCCUAAGAAGGCGUGGGAGGAGUUAGACGAGGGCGAGAAGGAAGAAACGGAGGAGAAGAAAGUGGAGGGUUCGAAGAAGGGGAAGCAGUUUGUGGGCAAUACAGCGGCGGCAAAGAGGAAGAGGAAGGACGUUAGCAAGGAUAAGGAAGAUGAUCAAGAGGCAGAGGAUGAUGCAGAGGAUGAGAGUGAUGAAGAGGCAGUAGAUGACGCUAUACUUGAUCAGGAGGAGGAAGAAGAGGAGGAAGAAGAAGAAGAGGAAGAAGAGGAGGAGGAGGAUGAGAGAGAAGAGGAAGACCGUCAAGAAGACGAAGAGAUUGAAGAGGAUGAAGGGGAUGAAGAUCAGGAAUUAGGAGACUCAGUUGACACUCCAGAGGGCGAACAACCAGACAAAAAGCGCCGCAGAAAAGACUGA
Aspergillus versicolor CBS 583.65 is the source of this 1554-nucleotide messenger RNA. RefSeq lists its product as uncharacterized. Gene Ontology annotation, cellular component: nucleus; cytoplasm. The record is from RefSeq and is a predicted model, not a curated record. The annotation marks the transcript as partial. Lineage: Eukaryota; Fungi; Ascomycota; Eurotiomycetes; Eurotiales; Aspergillaceae. The transcript is spliced from 3 exons.